AUGGCUACUCGGUUCGAUAACACGAUUGAAUUGAUAGACAAGGCGCACUCAGAAGAUCCGAACAAGAUCACCGUUGACGGCAAAGAAGUACCGUACGAGCUACAUUAUGCCCAAAAGAUGACCCACUACUUGACCCUACGCUCCUCCUCUGCUUCCGAAACCCUUCGACUCGCAAUAAGAAGCCAGCACUUCCGUCGAUGGGAGGUUCCUCGCAAUUCUUACCCCAUGACAAAGCUUGGCUAUCACUCAUGGCGGACAUUUUUAAAGAAGAGGCAAGCGGAGCAGGUAGCCCAGAUCUGUUUGGAUUGUGGGUAUUCGGCAGAGGACGCCGAGCGUGUGGCUGCGCUGAUUAGAAAGGAGGAUCUAAAAAGCGAUGAGGAGACACAGAUCCUCGAAGACGUGGCAUGCUUGGUAUUUCUAGAUGACCAAUUCGAGGCGUUUCAAAAGGAUCACGACGAGGACAAGAUCAUUGGCAUACUGCGGAAGACAUGGGGCAAGAUGACUGAGAAAGGGCAUGAGCUUGCUCUACAGAUACCGCUAAACGGACGGCCAAAGGAGCUUAUAGAAAAGGCACUUGAAGGAUGA
Messenger RNA from Verruconis gallopava, 585 nucleotides. RefSeq lists its product as uncharacterized. Bases 1 to 585 code for a protein of 194 amino acids. The transcript has a single exon. Lineage: Eukaryota; Fungi; Ascomycota; Dothideomycetes; Venturiales; Sympoventuriaceae. The record is from RefSeq and is a predicted model, not a curated record.